Ornithodoros turicata is the source of this 7687-nucleotide messenger RNA. RefSeq names its product probable G-protein coupled receptor No9 (gene Oamb). The record is from RefSeq and is a predicted model, not a curated record. Lineage: Eukaryota; Metazoa; Arthropoda; Arachnida; Ixodida; Argasidae. Gene Ontology annotation, biological process: adenylate cyclase-activating adrenergic receptor signaling pathway; positive regulation of cytosolic calcium ion concentration; phospholipase C-activating G protein-coupled receptor signaling pathway. Bases 340 to 1824 code for a protein of 494 amino acids. The transcript has 5 exons. Gene Ontology annotation, cellular component: plasma membrane. Gene Ontology annotation, molecular function: alpha1-adrenergic receptor activity.
AGGCGGCUUCGGCCUUAGCCAGAACUUGAAGCAGCGGUGAAAUCCGAAGAGCAAGGGCCAAGGUACGACGCUGUGCCGCAAGAUGGGACAAACCAUGUCGGAAGGUGGGACCCACCAGCGCCAGCGUCUGUCGUCAGGAGCCUACCCUGGUACAAAGGACCUCAAUCCUACUUGAGUGGACGAAGGCACCAGCGGUUCGAUUGCGUGAGGGAAAACUCAGGUUUAAUGGCACACGGCACAGAGGACCAAACCCAAACAUCAAUUGCUCCCGCCUGUUGCUGGCCUCUUGUCUCCGAGGUAGUCAUGGUACCUUCACGUCAAAUCGCAGCCGCGUGAAGAAUGAACGCAAGUUCUGCAUCUGAGACAGUCCAUCCCCCUGACUGCCGCUCGGGGGUCCCCCCAGAAAAGCUCCAGGAAGUGGGUACCCUUGCAACAUUCUUCAUCUUGGGGCUGAUCAACGUUCUUGUCGUCUUCGGAAACCUUCUGGUCAUGGUGGCAGUUUUCGCUACAACAAAGCUACGAACUGUCACCAACUACUUUGUCGUUUCACUGGCUGUGGCCGACCUUUCCGUCGGAAUAUUUGUGCUCCCAUAUUCCAUCGGUCUCGAAGUCUUGGAAGUGUGGAUCUUUGGCCAUACGUGGUGCCAGAUAUGGUUGGCAGUUGACGUCUGGCUUUGCACGUCAUCAAUUCUCAACUUGUGCGCGAUCAGCGUUGAUCGCUAUCUGGCAAUCACAAGACCGGUGCGUUACCGCAGCCUUAUGUCUUCUAAAAGGGCGAAACUUCUGAUCGUGGCUGUGUGGGUGAUUGCUUUUGUAAUAUGCUUCCCUCCACUUGUCGGCUGGAACGAUGGAUCGGAAGUCACCGUGCCUUACGCAGCCACAAACGGAACAUUGCACCUGGAAAGUCGUGUCGUGACUAAACCAAGUACAGCUAAUGACACUGAUCUCCCCGUAUGCGAAUCAGCACAGUGCGUGCUUAUCAAUAACAAGGGAUAUGUCAUUUACUCCGCUCUUGGUUCCUUUUACAUCCCAAUGCUCUUCAUGCUAUUUUUUAACUACCGAAUCUACCGUGCAGCCAUACAGACGAGCCGUGCCUUAGAGAGGGGUUUCAUUUCAACAAAGUCGGGGAAGAUAAAAGGAAAAGCGGAAGAACCGCGGUUAACACUUCGUGUGCACCGUGGAAACGACUCUGGGUUUCCCGUAAAACGCGGAAGUGACCACACCGGAGCCGAAACUUGUAUCGACGGCAUAGUAACUGGACGUCGUCGUCAAGGCGUAAAGAAAUCCCACGAUGAACCUUCAGCCAGCGCACGAUCAUCUGGCAAGAAAUGUCGUGCCAGUCACCAGGAUGACGAACGCGCAACACGAUCAGCACCAGCGUCAUUCAAAUCCAAAAAGGGGAGUGUUCGGGGUAGCGGACGAAAUGGGACGUCUGGAAGUAAAAGUUCUCGUUCAAGCAAACGGAGCCAACGCUGGCAGGCUAAGAGGUUCAGGUCUGAAGCCAAAGCAACCAAAACUGUAGGAACAAUUGUUGGCGGCUUCAUAUGUUGUUGGCUGCCCUUCUUUACUGUUUAUUUAGUGAGGGCAUUUUGCGAACAUUGUAUUCCCAACCUCCUUUUCGCGGUGUUUUUCUGGCUGGGUUACUGCAACUCUGCUAUCAAUCCAUUCAUAUAUGCGCUCGUGAGCAAGGACUUCCGCCAAGCCUUCAAGAGAAUCUUGUGCCGCUGUCGCCUCAAAGAAGGUGGCGUCUCUUCACUCAUCAAACAAAUUCACAUGCUCACCGUUAUCGAUGACAUCCCUCCAGAGAAUGCAGAGUCUCCAUAGCAGUCAGUGCCACUUACAAAGAUAUGGUUCGCUUGUGUCAACCCUGUUAAGAUACUGUGAGAAUUUGCGUUAGCUUUAUUAAACAGCAAUGUGUUGCAGUGAGAACAGCAGUAGAGACACAUGCGGCAGCGUUUUUCCGACUGUGGCACCCUAGUGGAGUUGUGAAUCCAGCGACCACCGCACCUGAGGAAGCUGAAACAUAAGUCCAUUGCAUCCGACAUAUCACGGCUGCCAUAUGGGAUCCCAUUGUGACUCCAUCUCCACAAGACGUACAGCUGACGCUGCGAACCUUCUGUCCAGCAGUUUCAGCCACAAGAUGAACCCACUCUCCCGGAAGAAGAGAUUACUAGACCACGAGGCGGUUCCUGACUGUCACUAUCACUAGCUGCCUCUUAAGUGUUUAGAGAGAGAUAGAAUUGCUGUUUGAAUGCCUCUAGAAUGCCUCUUGAUAUUCCCUAGGCUCUCUGUACGCAUGUCUGUAUCAUUUUUUUUAAUUUUUAUCGUGACAUUGCGUUGAACCUGCCAUAUACUUUGGCGUGUAAUGGCAAGUGUUGCAUUUGCUUACUGGCCGUCGUCCUGUGUAAUACCAAUACAUUUCAUGUCAAAUGACGAAGGUGGUAACAUGUUCCACGUCUUAAAUACCUAUCUUUCUGUCUCAGUCGCCUGCUUUCACUCGAUGAAGAAAGUUAUGCCACUCAGGAAUGCUAUGAUUGUGUUGACCCUAAUCAGGCAACCGGAGGAGCCAUCAAUGAUUUCACCCUUUUGUGGUGUAUGGUAUGUCUGUGCUUAUGUUGUUUAUUCGUUUUGUUACGCUGUUGACGCCUGUUGUGAUUUCGUAAUAUUGUGCCUUACAUGAUUGCCAGUGACGUCCAACAUCUGGCUGAAGAACUGAUUUAUUAACAACAGGGGGAACGAAAUAUGCGACUCUGGAACUGUCUCCGUGCCCACACGUUUAGUGCUGAUCUAGAUCAACAUUUUCUUGUGCGCAGCCACUCAUUGCCGAGUGUGCCUUGGAAAAGGUUCGUACAGCAAUGCCCAGGAAAACAAAGCAUUCUCCAAAUUAAUUGCUCACGCAGUCUCUUAAACAGCAGGGCAUUACUGCUUGUCUACCGCACAUCUAACCAGCGCGGGUGCGCAGAUUUGGAAACUACCAGUAUCGUUGGCAUAAGAUGACAGAAUUCCCUAUGACGUGUUCAGAUAAAGAUCAUAGAUAAGCAUGUGACAACUGUUCAGCUCUCUGCUUUUCCGUGAUCGAUAUUAUGUCAAGGAAGCAACUACGGCAGCCCCCGUAGUGGCUGGAAGCAGGCGUUAACGUUCUGACCUACAUUGUCGAAAUGAGAGCCUGCAGAGAGAGGGUAUGGUGAGGUUAUGUUACUUCUAAGGGAGCUAUGGUUGACUGGGUAGUUUCCAUGUUCUGUACGCGUCCUCUAGGAGGGUUAUCAAAAGCGUGACUGCCGUUACAAGGAAUGGCUACAGUGCAGCAUCCAGUAAGGUGCCUGGAACCAAGUCACCGUGCAGUGCAGGAGCUGUCAUAUGACAGUAAACCUGAUGAAGUGUAACAUGUAGUGUGCGAAGAGCAUGUCAUCCGCCUUGUGGUAGUUGUGUUUCAGAAUGGCUCGCACACCAAGAUAUUGACAUAGCCAUACACCGAUGGCUUCCAGCUUACCAGCCUAGGCCGCGUGCACGCUGUUGGAAACAUGCGCCACCGCGACGAUCUGUAUGGCAAGUAUUACACAUGACGAAUGUGAGAUAUCACCGCAAGUAGGAGUAACGGCAUUGCCGUGCCCAUACGACAAUACGUGAAGCCACGUUGGCGCUACACGGUACACACUCUAUGGAGGGCCUGUCUGGACACGCUUGCAUGCAAACAUUCUCGUUCUCCAAUGCCAUACUCACCUGUUAGUGCUAGUGCGACUGGCACUCCGAGUGCCCGUAGUGCCACCGAGUGCUUGCACGGUAUUUUGGCCGUGACUGUCCCUUUCUCGUUUUCCUCGCGUUUGAGGAGAUGCAUCUUUAUUAACGGCACGUUAACUACCAAGUCUUUGCCCGCCGUGAUAUCGCAUUCUGCUUUGUGACCACAUAGCAAGGUGCAGUGUAAAAGGUGAUAAAUGAAGUGAACGAGACAGACGAAUAUACACGGCAUGCUGCAGUAUAUCGUUUGCCGCGCUGUCGUCCCCUGGUGUGCACGAAGUCUAGGUGUGCUGCGGCAAAGACCUGUUUUCAUUCAUCACUACAUCGACUGUGCCCCGUCGAAAGACGCGACCUGGUCAUCGGACAACAACAAUGAGACAAAACAAAGGGCUCGCAAAUUUCUUGAAUACAUUUGCGAUAUCCUGUGUUUGGUAAAACAGAGAAGCACGAUACCCCUUAGAGACACAAACGUUGCACUACUCAAUCUGUGGCGGUGUAUUUGGGUUUUGUAUGUACAUUUGUUCCAUUGCAUCCUGAAAAACCUUGCUAUAAUUCCACUAGACUUACUCUGUUUCUUUUCGGCUGCAUACCUCAUGACCUUUCCUUCUACGCGGAAUGUAUUUUUCUUUCUGCCAGAGACUUCAAGGAGUUACUGUCUUGUGUCUUAUGUGCGGAGAUUGAUGACAAAGGUUUCUAAACGUUCAAAUUAUGCUAAGUAUGGGGUGUAGUUGUCACUGUGUAUUAUGUCGCUCAGUGCUUGUAGCAUGCAUCGUAUUUGACGUUUGAUGUUCCUAAUGCGGGCAAUUGCCAUGCCCAAGCGUAUCUACAAGAUUUCAAGUCACCUUGUUAAGUGUUUCCAGUUGAAAUACUGCGGGUUACAUGGUUAUACACAUAACGUCAAGCGUCUCAUAAUUUCUAUGUAUCAUCCGAAUGUUUGUUUUUAAUCUUAUAUCUCUUACGCGACGCAUAUUUUAGGUUUCCUCGAACAGUGCAAAUGUGCGACAUUCUCAAUGUCGUUACGGACCAUAGCAUGACCGUACGGGAACAGUUAUGUCGCCAAUUGGUUACCAUGAUUGGCCCACCGCAUGCCACGCAGUUACCCAAGGGGUACAAUGUGUAGUGAAAGUGCGUAGGGGUGUAUGUUCGUUUUCUCGUGAGCAUCUUUGCGAAAUGAACCAACGCACUAAUAAGCACCCCCUACACACAGAAAAAGAACCGUUCGAAAAAGAACUCUUUUCAGUUCUUCAGCUUGUCUGUGUUUUUCACCUUUGAAAGUUUCUUCAAAGGCAGGACACCAGGAGAUCAGGAAGCCUCAGCCACCCUCUUGCUCUUGAAGGAAGGAAAGGUUCACAGAAAGGGCCUUGCACCAUGAUGAACUCCUCGAAGAACUUUAACUUCAUUCUCAUAUCUCACAUCUAAUGUUUCGCGUGUAAUGGGAUAGUGUACUGCUCUCCAGCUGUGAAUCGCCCCAUGUCAUUGUCAUGAUUUAUAUGUUGUUGUUGUUGUCUCGAAGAACGGUAAUUUUUCUGUGUGAUAUAGAACUUUCGGUUCAACUGUGCUGUUUGAGUAGGUUUCAAACCUCACGGGUCGUUUUUCUCGCAUUAGGAAGACGAAAACCAGAAGUUAUACCAUAAGGCUUACAAAACAGAAAGGUACGGACCUGUGGUGAUAUAUCGCGAGGCUUCACAAAUAAAUGGAAUUUUUCCAGCUCAUGGCGACGCGGUGUCGUACCAUUGUGCUCUUUAUGGUUCCUGAAAACAAUUUGAGGUUUUGUAUUUCUGCUUGCUCUCAAUCACGACUCACUGUACAGUGGCCACUGAGAGGCAGUUAUGUUGCCAAGAAACAGCAGUUCACUUGUUUUUGCGAUAAUGUACAAAUGUCUCGGAGUGUUUUGUGUGUACGUAUAUAUUUAUUUCGUUUAUUUAUUGCGUGUUCGAGGUGUCGUCAACAACUUCUGUGAUAGAACAUUUCUAUAAAACGUACGCCACGGCGAAAAAAAAGCUGGUCGUUUGUUCUCAUAAUUGCGUUUCAGUUACCGUUUGUUUCAGAAAAACGUCGCAAAACCGUGGCGUAGCUCCGUUAUAUUGUCUGUUAUAUUUCUAGGUUUCGGCUUGGGCAUUUUGUUAUUGCUUUUCUUUUUUUCUUAAGUGAUGAGCGAGGUCAGCCAAUAUUGGGCUUGCGCUUAACAACUCUUAACAAAAAAAUUCCACCCGGACGAAAAAAUUUCACCCUGAAGAAAAAAAUGCUCACACGUGCUAUUAACGCGGCCGGUUCCGUUGAUGUAGCAUAAGAGCAAAAAUCAAUCUGGAAGGGAAUGAUUCAUAGGUACCCAGGCUCAAGUGUUUUCGUCACUUAUUUAAAACAUUCUCACGGUAUGGUCUCUCUAUUUCAUUUUUGUUCAUUCAUUUGAAACGUUUUUCCAUUGCUCCGUUAACUUCUGCGGCGUAAUGAAGUGACAAAAUUAACUGGAGUCGCCAAAAAUCUAUAGUCACCUCAUAUUUGGUUACGUUGCAUACUAUAAUACGCUAUUUAUCGCAAGAAAAAUUGAGUAACUGUACCAUUGCCGUGAAUUGUAUCCAGUGCCGUCAGUUGGGUUCGCGUCAACCCCACGUCAUGGACCUCCUCCUGUUACUAGUCCACACGGAAUAAAUACGUUAUUUACGCAAAUAACAGGAAGGCGGGCGGCACCGCCCUUCCCAUCGCACCACCCUGCACCGUCCUUGCGACGCUACUGAUGCUGUAACGUGACAAAGUGUAUUCGUCGUCGAAGCAGGAACAGAUUCAGCCACUUCGGAUGCAAUAGCACAGCAGCACUCCUCAAAUGUGAGGUUUGAAUGUUAACAAUUUAAAACUGGACAACAGUGUGUAAAUCCUGUUGUGGUACUAAUAGUGAAAAUCUAUCGCGAUGAAAACGAAGGAAAAAAAAGAGACUAAUAAUAAAAUGAACUCUCUCUGCUGCUAUACGGUAUUCUGCCAUAAUGUUUUUCGUAUUGCCCCUUGUGACACGCGAAAAACUGCUAAGUGGUUAAAAGAAACUGAUUAGUAAAAUAAUUUCAUUAAUUACCCCAGAAAUAACUAUGGAUUUUUCGUAAUACUAACAACAUUCAUUCAUAGGGUUGACGAGCUUAUCAAAUUAGCCCGCAUUACGGGGAGGAUAAAACAUUUGCGUCAUGUUAGUUUUGCUUAUGCGGCUCAAAAUUAGUCAACCGAAGUUAUACCGAAAGUCAUCUUCAGACAUAUCCUAAAGCAGCACAUUUCACGUAUUUUAGCGUCUGUUAUUUUGCAAUCAGUGUACGUGUGCUAAAUCCGACCAAAUGCACAGUUAGGGUUACUGAGCUAGUUGGUAUCCAUAGUUUCAAGAGCACAUAAAACAAAUGACAUGUCACUGUGGCACGUUGCACGUUGCACUAGUGCAGUAGGAGAGUACAAUGACCUGAUCGUUUUGUGACUGCUGUAUUCUGUCACUAAAUAAAGUAAUGGCGCGAGAUGCGAAGUGAAUACAGUAUUUGUUGUUGGAAGCCACGAAAGGCUCGACAUUUUAUUUUUAACCUAGAAUCUCAGUGACUUUCGACUGUUGGUGAUUAAGUCACAUAACCAUAUUGUAAAUAACCCACGUGGUCUGCAUACGUAUACGUAAUAGCUGGUAGCGUGUGCAUGUUAUGAGCCAAAACAAAAGCAUUGCCACUUUAUUUUCAGAUACGUCGUUGUGUUACCUAACCAAUUCGUGCAGAAAAAAAAAAAAAACGAAAGAAACAUAACCUUAUGUGGGUUUUGUGAACCAUAUAGUGUUUGUACGGACUUCUCCCACCAACAUUCUACACUUGCUCCCAGAGUUCCUGAAUGCAAAAAAAGGAAAUAUGACAAGACGCUUAUGCCAUUCUAUCGAACAAGGUUAGAUAGCUGGUGAAGUUGUGGAACUGUGUUUCACUUUUUUGCAAAUAAAGUAAUGUGG